AUGGCGUCCUUGAACAGCCAGCCAUCUAAGAAGGCAAUACGCAGUCCCGGCGGCUCAGCUGGAGGCUCUCAGGGUAAGGCUAAUUCAAGUGGCCAAACUGUGAAAUUUGCUAGACGAACUUCGAGUGGAAGGUAUGUCAGUCUCUCAAGAGAAGACCUUGACAUGUCAGGGGAAUUGUCAGGGGACUACAUGAACUAUACGGUCCAUAUUCCUCCCACCCCGGAUAACCAGCCCAUGGACACUUCCGUGGCUGUCAAGGCGGAGGAGCAAUAUGUUUCUAACUCACUCUUCACCGGGGGAUUCAACAGCGUUACGCGUGCUCAUUUGAUGGACAAGGUAAUUGAUUCGGAGGUGUCACAUCCACAGAUGGCCGGAGCCAAAGGUUCGGCGUGCAUGAUGCCUGCUUGUGAUGGUAAUGUGAUGAAGGACGAGAGGGGAGUCGAUAUAACUCCUUGUGAAUGCAGGUUCAAAAUAUGUAGAGAUUGCUAUAUGGAUGCACAGAAGGAUACAAAUCUUUGUCCUGGUUGCAAGGAGCCAUACAGAUCGGACGAUUUUGAUGAUGAUGGACCAGAAUAUGAUCGUAGGGGAACACUGCAAUUGCCUGGACCAGAUGGGGGAAAUAGGGAUAACAUGUCAGUGAUGAAGAGGAACCAAACAGGUGAAUUUGAUCACAAUAGGUGGUUGUUUGAGACCAAGGGUACCUAUGGUGUUGGCAAUGCGUUUAAUCCCCCAGAGGACAGUGGUUAUGAUAAUGAAGGGUUCGGACCAGGAUCAAUGGAUGCUACCGAAAAGGCUUUCAAGCCGCUAAGUAGGAAGAUACCAAUUGCAGCAGCCAUUAUCAGCCCUUACAGGUUACUGAUCUUUGUUCGAUUGGUAAUUCUGGGUUUCUUCUUGCAUUGGAGAGUAGUGCAUCCAAACAAUGACGCAAGAUGGUUGUGGAUGAUGUCAAUUGUUUGUGAGCUGUGGUUUGCCUUUUCCUGGAUUCUAGAUCAAACUCCAAAGUUCUUCCCUAUUAAUCGUUCUACAGACCUAGAAGUGCUCUUUGAAAAGUUUGAUAUGCCAUCUCCUUCUAAUCCCACUGGUCGUUCUGACCUCCCUGGCAUUGACAUGUUUGUGUCUACUGCCGAUCCUGACAAGGAGCCACCUCUCACCACUGCCAACACCAUUCUUUCAAUCUUGGCUGUUGAUUACCCGGUGGAGAAGGUUGCAUGCUACAUCUCCGAUGACGGAGGUGCUCUUCUUACUUUUGAGGCAAUGGCAGAGGCUGCUAGUUUUGCAGAUUUGUGGGUGCCAUUCUGCAGGAAACACAAUAUUGAACCAAGAAAUCCAGAUAGUUAUUUCGCCCUAAAAGUCGACCCUACGAAGAACAAGAGCAGGACAGACUUUGUGAAGGAUAGGAGGAAGAUCAAAAGGGAGUUUGAUGAGUUCAAGGUAAGGAUCAACGGGCUUCCUGACUCUAUUAGGAGAAGAUCUGAUGCCUUCCAUGCUAGGGAGGAGAUGAAAAUGUUAAAGCACAUGAGGGAGACGGGUGCCGACCCUUUGGAGCAAGUCAAGGUCCCAAAGGCCACAUGGAUGGCUGAUGGCACACAUUGGCCGGGUACUUGGUCCGUCCCUUCUAAUGACCAUAAAAAAGGUGACCAUUCAGGAAUUCUACAGGUGAUGCUCAAGCCUCCUAGCCCCGAUCCGCUAAUGGGAGGGCCAGAUGACAAGCUUUUAGAUUUCACUGAUGUUGAUAUACGACUCCCUAUGUUUGUAUACAUGUCAAGAGAGAAGCGGCAAGGCUACGAUCACAACAAGAAAGCUGGUGCUAUGAAUGCUUUGGUUCGAACUUCAGCUAUCUUGUCCAACGGGCCAUUCAUCCUUAACCUCGACUGUGACCACUACAUCUACAACUGCAAAGCCAUCCGAGAAGGAAUGUGCUUUAUGAUGGAUAGAGGUGGAGAAGACAUCUGCUACAUUCAGUUUCCUCAGAGAUUCGAAGGCAUUGAUCCCUCGGAUCGUUAUGCUAACCAUAACACUGUGUUUUUCGAUGGAAAUAUGCGUGCUCUCGAUGGUCUUCAAGGUCCAAUGUACGUCGGAACUGGUACAAUGUUUAGGCGGUUCGCCCUUUAUGGUUUUGACCCUCCAAAUCCAGACAAGGUUGCCGCACAGAAGGCGGCAGCUGCAACUACGGGUGACUCAGCAGAGGCACAUGCACAACCCUUGACUCCGGGACAGACCCUACAGCCCAUGACAGCUAGUGAGCUCGACCCUGAACUUGAUACCAAUCUUCUGCCUAAGCGUUUCGGAAAUUCUACCAUGCUAGCUGAAUCCAUACCUAUUGCUGAGUUUCAAGGCCGCCCCCUAGCUGAUCAUCCUGCAGUCAAAUAUGGACGCCCUCCCGGCGUUCUUAGGGUGCCUCGUGAUCCACUUGAUGCUACAACUGUUGCAGAAGCUGUCUCCGCCAUUUCUUGCUGGUACGAGGACAAGACUGAAUGGGGAGACCGAGUGGGUUGGAUUUAUGGAUCAGUCACAGAAGAUGUUGUGACAGGAUACCGUAUGCACAACCGUGGAUGGCAUUCUGUCUAUUGCAUCACCAAGCGUGAUGCAUUCCGGGGUUCAGCUCCGAUUAAUCUUACUGAUAGACUCCACCAAGUGCUUCGGUGGGCAACUGGCUCUGUCGAAAUUUUCUUCUCCAGAAACAACGCCAUACUCGGUUCCAUGCGCCUGAAAGUACUGCAGCGUAUGUCAUACAUUAAUGUCGGCGUCUACCCUUUCACCUCCAUCUUUCUCAUUGUCUAUUGCUUCCUCCCUGCACUCUCACUCUUCUCUGGACAGUUUAUCGUGGCUAAUCUUGACAUCACCUUCUUAGCCUACUUGCUAACCAUGACAAUAUGCCUCAUUGGACUAGCCGUGCUAGAGGUCAAGUGGUCUGGCAUAGGAUUGGAAGAGUGGUGGAGAAAUGAACAGUUCUGGCUCAUAUCCGGAACCAGCGCUCACUUGGCUGCUGUGGUGCAAGGGAUUCUCAAAGUUAUUGCAGGAAUUGAAAUCUCCUUCACACUCACUUCCAAGUCUGCAGCAGAUGACAACGAUGAUAUCUUUGCAGACUUGUACCUUGUUAAGUGGACUUCCUUGAUGAUUCCCCCGAUUGUUAUCGCACUCGUCAACAUAAUUGCCAUUGCUGUUGCAGUUUCAAGAGAGCUUUAUUCUGUAAAUGCUCAGUGGGCUAAGCUUGUUGGUGGAGCUUUCUUCAGCUUCUGGGUGUUGGCUCAUUUGUAUCCUUUUGCGAAGGGUUUGAUGGGAAGGAGAGGGAAGACGCCUACCAUUGUGUUUGUCUGGGCAGGUCUCAUUGCAAUCACACUAUCGUUGCUCUGGAUUGCCAUUGCGCCACCGGGUGGUGGUGGACAAGCGGCUGGACAAGGAUUUCAAUUCCCGUAA
Messenger RNA from Fragaria vesca subsp. vesca, 3417 nucleotides. Its product is annotated as cellulose synthase-like protein D4-like. The record is from RefSeq and is a predicted model, not a curated record. Bases 1 to 3417 code for a protein of 1138 amino acids. Lineage: Eukaryota; Viridiplantae; Streptophyta; Magnoliopsida; Rosales; Rosaceae. Gene Ontology annotation, biological process: cellulose biosynthetic process; plant-type primary cell wall biogenesis. Gene Ontology annotation, cellular component: plasma membrane; trans-Golgi network. The transcript has 5 exons. Gene Ontology annotation, molecular function: cellulose synthase (UDP-forming) activity; mannan synthase activity.